AUGACAUUUCUAGAUUAUAUUAUACGUCAGAGUAAUAGUAAAUGUAAUAAUAAUAGUAAUAAUAAUAAUAAAUGUAAUAAUAAUGAUAAGGAUGAUAAUUAUAAUGUAAAGAUUGAAACACCACUUGAAGAAAAGAAGGCGGUAGUGUCAAUAGAGAUUGGUCAAUCUGGUUGUGCAGUAGCCUAUGCCAUUUCAAAUGACAGCCCUACCAUUAAACAAGUCAGUUGGACAGGAACACACUCCUUCAAGACAUUGACAAAGGCACUAUUUUCACUUGACACGCCCGAAAGACGUCUAUUGGCGUUUGGAUAUGAAGCAAGAGACCUCCAGAAACAAGAUGGCAUGUACAAACUCUGUCCAUCAUUCUCCAACUUUAAAAUGGUGGUCCUUGAUCAUCAUGACGGUGCAGACUCUCUAGUACAAUCAGACUCUAACCCAAAUGAAAGUAUCACUGCCAUGGAGUUGGUAUCACAUACUCUUGGGUUUCUUAUGAAUCGAGCACUUUCAACUCUACAAUCAGAACCAAUCUUUUACAAGACAGUCUUGACCAACAACGAUGUACAAUGGGUUGUAACAGUCCCCGUCAACUCCAUCCUCUCUGCCGAUCAAUUCUAUCGUAAUGCUGCUGGUAUAGAUUCAUUGAUACUAUGCUCUGAAUCUGAUGCCGGUGCAAUAGAAUCUAUCCUCCACCACAACAACAACAACGAUACUAAAAAGUUUAAAAAGGAUGAUACAUUCUUGGUCAUUAUUACUGGACAUUCAACUUUGGAUUGUAUUGAAUAUAAAUUAAAUCAAGAUAAUCAAUUAGAAAUGAUUGAAUUGUUAUUGGGAGGCUAUCCAAUUGGAUCGAAUUUUGUUAAUCUAAACUUUGUAGAGUUUCUAUCCAAUGUGUUUGGCAAUGAUACCGUCAAGAGAUCAGAGACAUCACAUCGAUUCACUACACUCUUGGACAACUUUGAAACGCAAAAGGUUAACGAUAAACUAACCGAUGUGAUAAAGGUUGGCAUGUACAUUGACACUUUUACCGAUGAGAAUGGUAAAUAUGAGUACACAACAGAAUGGUAUAUCGAGAAAGUCAAUCAAUACAACCAAAAAAAACCAAAUGGAAAUGUUCAAUACAAAGAUAAUGCAUUGUGGUUGCCAGCUGACUUGUUCCAAUCCUUUUUCGACCCAGUCUUGAAGGUGUUGGGAGACAUGGUAUUAAAGAGUGUUGGUGAAAAGAGAUUCGACCAUCUAGUUAUGAUUGGUGGGUUCUCUGAUAGCCCUCGUUUACAAGACUAUGUCAACAAGGAUACCCGUCUAGAACACUUAGCCAAGUCAAAAGGUAUACAUCGUAUGCGUCAAGGUGAAGCGGGGAUGGCUGUUGUAAGAGGUGCGUGUCGAUACGGACUCACCCAAACCAUCCUUGGUCAUCGUAUCACAAAGAAAACAUUUGCUAUUGAAACUAUCGGCCAGAUGCAAGGAGAUGAUAUCGUUGGAGAAGAUCUGCUGCACUUGGCCGACUUAAACAUUAAUGGAAACAUGUAUCGAAAGGGUCAAUGUGACAUUUUCAUAAAGGCAGGUCAGCAUGUACCCCACAAUCACAAGGUCACACGUACCUAUAGUCUACUCGUAAAAGGACAGAAAACAGCUAGGAUUGCAAUCUAUCAAAGUGCAGAUACCAACUUACAAUCGGUUAGAGACAAGGGAUGUGAGCGUAUUGGAGUUAUUGUGAUUAGAUUGGAUCAACCUACUACUACAACGACUACACCUACUCUUAUCCAAGUUUCAAUGCAAUUUGGUGAAACCAAGUUGAAUGUCACUGCAAUGACGAGAUCUUGUGAACCUGUACAUGCGACUUUUGAAUAUGACAGUGACCACCGCGGUCAUCGCCAUCAUCACUAUCAUAGUAGCAGUCCUCCCAAGAUUCAACUGUGUCUGUUACUAGACUGCACAGCGUCAAUGAAGGAUUCGAUCGUACAAGUCAAAUCAAUGAUGGUCAAUCUCUUGACCAAACUCCGACAGAUUCACAAUAAUAUCAUUUUAGAGACAUCGUUUGUUGGUUAUAGAGAUCACAAUGAUCCAAUGACCAUCAUUUCAUUUACACGAAAUACUGCAUGGUUUGAACAAGAAAUUAAAAAGGUUGUGACAACGUCUGGAGGUGACGAACCUGAAGAUAUUGCCUCUGCACUGAUUCAUGUCAGAGGAUUGGCAUGGGAUAGUAGCAGUGGUGGUCUGUCUUCAACCAUUAAAAUACUUUUACAUUCCUGUGAUAGUCCAUGUCACGGCUACGAUUACCAUAUUCUAAAGGAAGACUCACAUCCAAAAGGUACAACCACCGAACGACCAGAACAAGUUCUCCUCAACUUGAAAAAACGAGGUAUCCAAUACAAUUUCAUUCGAAUCAAUAAUUCCACCGAUGUAAUGAUCAAUGUAUUCGAAAGUCAUUGUAGAGAUGACCUAAAUACUAUGCAGCUUGGUGACGAUUUUUCAAAACUAUUAAAUACUAUCUAUUCAAUUAUUUGUGAUUCUAUUCAAAAUCAUGCUUAA
Molecule: messenger RNA, 2529 nt
Organism: Cavenderia fasciculata
Lineage: Eukaryota; Evosea; Eumycetozoa; Acytosteliales; Cavenderiaceae
Exons: 2
Coding region: 1-2529 (842 amino acids)
Source: RefSeq, a predicted model, not a curated record